Messenger RNA from Schistocerca serialis cubense, 428 nucleotides. RefSeq names its product greglin-like. The transcript is spliced from 3 exons. Lineage: Eukaryota; Metazoa; Arthropoda; Insecta; Orthoptera; Acrididae. The record is from RefSeq and is a predicted model, not a curated record. The coding region runs from base 6 to 428 and encodes 140 amino acids. Gene Ontology annotation, molecular function: protein binding.
CCGAGAUGAUGAGACCAGUCUUGCUACUUCUGGCCGCUGCGGCGGUCGCCAGCGCGUAUUCAGCGGAGUCUGACAAGUUGGGAUCUGAAGAGUACAGGCACACCACCACGCUGAUGCCAUGUCCCAGGGUGUGUACCAAGGAAUACGCACCUGUCUGUGCCGAGGACAAGAGGGGCCACCUCUACAAAUUCGACAACGCCUGCUUCAUGCGCAUGUGUGGCUGUAGAAUGCGGCUGCGGCAGGUGCCCCUGGAGCGCUGUCCGUCAGACGCGCCCGGCUGUCCCAUGAGGGAGGCACACCAGCAGGAGCCGGUGGUGCUCGACAACGACGAGAGCCCGGACGAGUCGCAGUCGGACUCUUCUGCAGAUUCCAUGAAAGCCGCCCACCUGCGGAAAAAUGCUGUGCGACGUGAACGUGAAUUUUAUUAG